AUGCAUCAUCCACUAUUAUCAUUAUCAGGCAGUGGCAUCGGGAAGGAAUGCGCCAUUGCUUUCGCCAGAGAGGGUGCCUCGGGUGUCCUGGUAGCCGACAUCAAUAUCGGAGCGGCCCAGGCAGUGGUCGAGCUGUGCAAGACGGCGGCUAGAGAUGCGGGUACAUUUGACGCCGAGGCCCUUCAUGUCGAUGUAACGUCAGAGGAAUCCGUCAGCUUGAUGGUGCAGAACGCCUUGCAGAAAUUCGGACGCAUCGAUUAUUGUGUCAAUAGCGCAGGAGUCGCACUUGAGAUUGCUGAGGCGUCCGUGGCUGACUUCAGCCGAUUCAUGGAUGUGAAUGUCACGGGCAGCUUCCGCAUUACGCAGCAUAUCUCGGCGCUUAUGAAGGCCCAAGAGCCGAGACAGAUCGAUACUGCGUCCCCAGGACGUGGUAUGACGCGUGGGGCCAUUGUCUUGAUGGGCUCGGCUGCGUCGUUUGGAGCCCAGCCUCGGAUGGUACAAUAUACAGCGUCCAAGCAUGCGGUGCUGGGGCUGGUUAGGAAUGCCGCUCUCGAUAAUGCCAAGUACGGCAUCAGAGUUAACUGCCUGUGCCCCUCUUGGGUCAACACUCCAAUGGUACAGCGAGCGGUAGAUCAGGUGCCAGGGCUCGGCAAUGCGAUCAAGGCUGCUGUGCCGAUGGGCCGCAUGGCAUUGACUGACGAGGUUGCCGACGCCGUUUUGUUUCUCUGCAGCCCUAAAUCCAGCUACAUGACGGGCUCCGCCUUGGUCAUGGAUGGCGGCACGAUGUUGAGUCCGUUGAGCGCCUGA
Messenger RNA from Cryphonectria parasitica EP155, 807 nucleotides. RefSeq names its product NAD(P)-binding protein. Lineage: Eukaryota; Fungi; Ascomycota; Sordariomycetes; Diaporthales; Cryphonectriaceae. The coding region runs from base 1 to 807 and encodes 268 amino acids. Gene Ontology annotation, molecular function: oxidoreductase activity. The transcript is spliced from 3 exons. The record is from RefSeq and is a predicted model, not a curated record.